Messenger RNA from Alternaria arborescens, 2238 nucleotides. RefSeq lists its product as hypothetical. Gene Ontology annotation, molecular function: protein binding. The transcript is spliced from 4 exons. The coding region runs from base 1 to 2238 and encodes 745 amino acids. Gene Ontology annotation, cellular component: nucleus. NCBI's taxonomy places the organism in Eukaryota, Fungi, Ascomycota, Dothideomycetes, Pleosporales, Pleosporaceae. The record is from RefSeq and is a predicted model, not a curated record.
AUGCCCUUCGGAAACCACCACCACAAUGCGCAGAACGACCCGGCGCAGGGCAUCUUCGCAGCGGCUUCGGCGCUAGGGAGCAUAGGAGCGCCUGGAGGCAAUCUGCGAGGAGCAACCCAGGGCACCACGCGGGCCGGCACCGACGCCUUUAUGCCGCAGAGCAGCGGGAAUGCCCAAGGACAGAGCGAAGGCUACAUGGCCUCGACGGCGCCGCCAGCAGCCAACUCGAGCUUCGACGCCCCGCGACAUAGAGCCCCGACUACAGGCGGACGCACCAACGAGGAGCUGCACAUAUCGACGACGGUAGGCCAGCAUGUCCCAGUACCGUCAUCCGUACCGGCGCAGCAGCAGGCAAUGUACAACUCGCCCGACAAUUAUCGAUCGGCGCCCAACAUCAACAUCGACCAUGGAACCCCUCAGAACAGCCAGUAUGGCUCCCCGGCCGUCCCCGGUAGCCUCCAGCCCGCCGGCGGUUCAGGGCAGCAACAGCAACAGCAACAGCAACAGCCGCCGCAACAACAACAAUCACAACAGCCACAACAGCAGCAGCAACAGCAGCAGCGACCGGCACCCAACGCCGCUUACACCGCGCCCGUCGUGCCUACCCAGACCCAGAUAGCGAGCAACGCCCAGCAGUACACGCUCCCCACGCGCUCCAACACCAUCAGCCAAGCACAGCACUCUCCCCACUCAGGGUCGCAUUCCUACUCGCGCUCGAGCCCAGCUGGCCUGGGGCCCGACCAGAAAUACAUUCCCUUUUCCAACACGCCCGAGCAGUCCAAGUACGCCGCCGGCACGCCUGCGCAAAAGUACUAUCCUACCACUCCCUCCGGCGCUGCAUCGCAAUCGCCCCUGGGCCUGGCUGAUAUCAGGCCGCGCGCAAACUCGACCAUGGACCAGGAGGGCGGCAUGGGACACGGCAACACCAUGGUCACCGACGGAAACAAGGUGCCCUCUAACAGCAACUACCUUGCGCCCUGGAGCAUAUACGCCUACGACUGGUGCAAAUGGAACGUCCCCGGCGGCAACAGCGCCGGCAAGAUGGCCGUGGGCAGCUAUCUCGAAGACAACCACAACUUCAUUCGCAUUCUCGACACCCAAAUAGCCCCCCAAGACACGUCCGUCCCCGGCGCCACACCCUACGGCCUCGAAUACAAUGCCAUCGCUGAAGCCACAUGUUCUUUCCCUGUCACGAGAAUACUGUGGGAGCCGCCAUCUUCGCAGAAGCAGUCGACCGACCUCCUCGCAACGUCUGGUGAUCAUUUGCGGUUAUGGUCAUUACCUCAAGCCUCUGGCAACAACAUGAGCAACACAAUCACCCGCUCAUCCUCCGUAAACACUCGAGAGCCACAGCUCCCUAAGCUCACACCACUCGCGCUUCUCUCCAACUCAAAGACCCCUGAACACACUGCGCCCCUCACCUCGCUCGACUGGAACACCAUGUCGCCGAAGCUCAUCAUCACCUCAAGCAUAGACACGACCUGUACCAUUUGGGACAUACCCUCCCUCACCGCCAAGACACAAUUGAUUGCCCACGACAAAGAGGUCUUCGAUGUACGCUUCUGCGCAGGCAGCGUUGACGUCUUUGUCAGUUGUGGAGCCGACGGUAGUGUUCGCAUGUUCGAUCUCCGCAGUCUCGAGCACAGCACCAUCAUCUACGAGCCUUCAGACAAGGGCAAUGACAAAGACAAGGGCUCGCCAACAGGUCGCAUGUCCCCGACCAAAGCCCAACAGACCAUGUCGUAUGCGCCUCCGCUCCUCCGGCUCGCCGCAUCACCACAUGACUCCCAUCUCCUCGCUACCUUCGCCGCCGACUCAAACCUCAUCCGCAUCCUCGAUGUGCGACAACCGGGCCAGGCCCUCCUCGAACUUCGCGGCCAUUCUGCAUCUGUUAACAGCAUAGAGUGGAACCCGUCACGAAGAGGCAUGCUCGCAUCUGGCGGUGACGACUCACUGGUCCUCAUAUGGGAUCUUCUCCAUGCAAACAACGGCGCGACUAUCAGCGGAGAACAUGCUUCGGCACAGCCUCCAGUCGUCCAGCCAGCGACUACACAUUCCGCCAAUGGGGCUGCAGGUGCGCAGAAUGUACCUGUGGGUCAGAAAGGACCUUAUGCCAGCUGGAGGUGCGACUACGAAGUCGGCAAUAUUAGCUGGGCACCUCAGAGCGCAUUGACAGGGCAAGGCGGCGAGUGGGUUGGUGUCGCCGGCGGACGUGGAGUUUGGGGCGUCAAGUUAUGA